AUGCAAAAGUUAAUAAACAAAAAGAAUACUAGAAUACAGUCAUUAAAAAAAAAGAAUCUUAACAAAUUACAAAUGAAUAAAAAUUUAUUUCAAACUACAGUGAACAAUAAUUUUAUUUUAAAAAACCAGUUAAAACUAGCUAAUAUAAACAAAUAUGGUCUUAGAUAUAAGGAAAAUCAAAAAUCAUUUGCACUUGCAUUAUAUUAUAAUUCCCCUAAGGCAUUUAAUUUCAUGCGCAAGUAUUUAUGUCUUCCAACACUGAGAUCACUUAGAAAUUGGCUACAAUCAAUAGAUGUUUCUUGUGGGGUAAACUCAAAUGUUCUUGAUGUUUUAAAAAUAAAGUUUAAGGAUGUUCCACCGAGUGAAAAGCUAAUAUCAAUUAUAAUGGAUGAGAUGUCACUAAAAAAAUUGAUUUCUUAUAACUCUCAAAAUGAUCAAUUUAGUGGUUAUGAAGACUUUGGUCCAGAUCAUGAGUUUGUUGAUAUGACAAUGAAUCGCAUCUGUGACCAAGUAUUAGUUGUUAUGAUUAAAGGUAUAGUUAAACCUUGGAAACAAAUACUUGGAUAUUUAUUUUCUAAAGGACCAGUAUCUGGCUUUAGACUUAAAAACAUUAUGACUGAUGUUAUCAAUAAGGUUAAAUAUGCUGGUUUUAUUCCAAAUGUGACCAAGGUACCAAUAAUAUUGGUAUGA
This is a messenger RNA of Macrosiphum euphorbiae (potato aphid), 690 nucleotides long. The record is from the annotation of a GenBank genome assembly. Lineage: Eukaryota; Metazoa; Arthropoda; Insecta; Hemiptera; Aphididae.